Annulohypoxylon maeteangense is the source of this 1931-nucleotide messenger RNA. Its product is annotated as phosphoadenosine phosphosulfate reductase. Gene Ontology annotation, molecular function: phosphoadenylyl-sulfate reductase (thioredoxin) activity. Bases 466 to 1443 code for a protein of 325 amino acids. The record is from RefSeq and is a predicted model, not a curated record. The transcript has a single exon. Gene Ontology annotation, cellular component: cytoplasm. NCBI's taxonomy places the organism in Eukaryota, Fungi, Ascomycota, Sordariomycetes, Xylariales, Hypoxylaceae.
CCCAGUACAUCCCGAGAACCGGAUUAGUCAUGUAUUUUCCAGAGGAAAGCAAGAAAAUAUACUUUAGUCGCCGAAUUAAUUAGUAUAUACUACGCACUAGAGUACGGGGGGAGGCACGUAUCUACCAACUCGGACGAUAGGCUUCUCUUAUUACCCCCUUAUAACUCAAACGGCAUCUCUGACGCUUUCCCCCAUAUUGAUUUCUUCAGGUCCUCUUCUGUCAUUCUUCUCUCUCGCCCCUGCUUUCGUCAAUAUCUCAAGCUUAGCAAAACCCAUACUUCAGUUGCUCUCAGCGGUCUUGCCUGUAUUCAUAUCCCGUCCCAACCGCACCAAUAUCCAUACCUAUUCGCUUCCUUGGCCCGAACUUCACUCAACCAGCCGAGGAAGUUUUAAACACACGCACACACACACACACACACACACAUAUAUAUAUAUAUAUAUAUAUAUAUAAUAUACUAAGCCAGGAUGGAACCACAGUCGUUCGUCUCGCCGUCCUCGAACUCAUCGUCCCCACGUUUCACAUCUAAGAAUCUACCGCCGGUAACUGAUCUGGAGUCGGGAUAUGUUUCGGGAACUUCAUCGACUGCGGGAUCCUCAAGUGAGCUUCCUCAGCUGACGCUCACACAACCACAUAUAAAACAUCUCAACCGGCAACUGGGAUAUAUGACCGCCAUGAACAGACUCCGCUUCGUCAAAGCUUGCUUCCCUAAUCUAUAUCAAUCAACUGCCUUCGGUCUUACCGGCCUAGUAUCCACGGACAUGCUCUCAAAGAUCGAGAAAGAAUCACCGGGAUCAUCGCCUGUCGAUCUCAUCUUCCUAGACACGCUUUAUCACUUCGAGGAAACAUAUGCCCUAGUCGGGAGGGUCAUGAAGAGGUAUCCAAAUGUGCGCAUCCACACGUACAGGCCGAAUGAUGUCAGCACCACAGCGGAGUUCGAGGAGAGGUAUGGCGCGGGACUGUAUGACACGGCAGCCGAGCUGUAUGACUGGAUUGCUAAGGUCGAACCGCAACAGAGAGCCUAUUCGGAGCUGAACGUGGCUGCCGUCCUCACCGGCCGAAGACGUUCUCAGGGGGGCGAGCGUGACAAGAUUGGUGUCCUCGAGGUAGACGAAGAGACUGGCAUCGUCAAGAUUAACCCGCUAGUGGACUGGACCUUCUCCCAGGUCAAAGAGUAUAUCACAGAGAACAAUGUUCCAUAUAAUGAACUUCUCGAUAGAGGAUACAAGUCCGUCGGCGACUGGCACUCGACAUCCCCGGUCUCGGCAGGCGAGGAUGAGAGAGCUGGUCGGUGGAAAGGCCAAGCCAAAACAGAGUGUGGCAUCCACAACAAGAAGUCUCGGUAUGCUCUAUAUCUUGAAGAAGUGCAGCGUAAGGCUGAGGAGGAACAACUUACAGCAGCUCUUGAAAGGGUAGAAAGAGAGCAGAAAGUAGAGAUCGAAUGAGAGUUCAUGCUAGUUCUGCAUAAAAAGGUAGGCAGAAGGGUAAAUUUGAAAGAGAAAGAGAAGGGGAUGGAAGGAACAAGGGAGAGGGAGAGGGAGAGAUGAAUGGACAAUCUAUCUGAUUACCCUUACAACGGUUUGUUAGUAAGAGCCGUCGUUCUUUUUGAACGCCAUUCUGGCGGAUGGGGGCACUGCUCCAUUUUUUAUCGGUUGCAUAUUCUAUCGGUGGUCGAAACCUCGGGAAUUGGGUUGAACGGGUACAUAUUGCAUUGGCGAUGGUGUUUUUGGCGUACCUAUUUUGCACUUGGGCAUAGACCUGUAUAUGUCUAGGAGAUUGUUCAUCAAGAAGUUAGAUACCUGUUCGUAGUACGAAUACUACCUUGACUUUCACUGUAUGCUUUUCAACGUUGUCGCAUGUGGAUUGAUUUAAAAUAACACGGACCUGCAAUUUUCUGAUAAAAGACCGGAGGUUGAAGGGUGACGGAUCGUUG